CCACAUACAUCGUCCAAUGUUAUCAACUUAUGCCUUGAAAUUUAAUUUGUAGACUGAAAAGCUCUAUAUAAGCUGCAUGGGGGAUUUCUAACAUUGUGUGUGGUGCUCUUUCAAGAAUCUCCUCAACAUGCUUUGUCCAAUUUGCUUUCUUCUUUUCCUACUCACCCAAGUUAACUACUUUUUCAAGAGCAAUCAUUCUUAAUUAGUUCAAUUUUCUUUUCUCUUGAAUUCGGUUAGAAAUUUCCCAAGUAGUAAAGAUUAUUUCUCUAGAAAUUAUCACUAAGUCAUAUUUUUAUACCGAUUUAUUACUAAGUAAAACACAAAAAACAAAAAAAAAAAUAUGGGGAGAGGGAAAGUAGAGUUGAAGAGAAUCGAGAACCCCACAAACAGACAAGUAACGUUUUCAAAGAGACGAAACGGGUUGCUAAAGAAAGCGUUUGAACUGUCGGUAUUAUGCGAAGCCGAGGUUGCUCUCCUCGUCUUCUCUCCUUCCGGAAAGACCUACCAAUUUUCCAGCCAUGACAUGAAUAGGACCAUUACACGGUACAAACUCGAAGUAGGAAUAACCAAAACAGAUGACCAAGAAAUCUCAUCAAUGGAGGUGUGGAGAAAUGGAAUUGAGGAAAUGAAGAGAACGGUUGAGGCUUUGGAGGCGAAAGAAAAUCAUUUUGCUGGAGAAAAUCUAUCUGGGCUGGGAUUGAAAGAGUUGAAGCAGUUAGAGAGGCAACUAAGAGAUGGGGUCGAACGAAUUCGUUCCAAGAAGCUCAAUGAGAUUCAAGAAGCCAGUACAAGCUCAAUCAUCCUAGAAUCAGAUGCAAACAAGAUGUUUCAA
This is a messenger RNA of Striga asiatica, 832 nucleotides long. The record is from the annotation of a GenBank genome assembly. NCBI's taxonomy places the organism in Eukaryota, Viridiplantae, Streptophyta, Magnoliopsida, Lamiales, Orobanchaceae.